Odobenus rosmarus divergens (Pacific walrus) is the source of this 1555-nucleotide messenger RNA. It is a transcript of the gene KLC3, whose product is annotated as kinesin light chain 3. Gene Ontology annotation, molecular function: kinesin binding. NCBI's taxonomy places the organism in Eukaryota, Metazoa, Chordata, Mammalia, Carnivora, Odobenidae. Gene Ontology annotation, cellular component: kinesin complex; cytoplasm; membrane-bounded organelle. The record is from RefSeq and is a predicted model, not a curated record. Gene Ontology annotation, biological process: axo-dendritic transport. The transcript has 12 exons. The coding region runs from base 41 to 1555 and encodes 504 amino acids.
CCCCAAUCCCCGCCGCCCCGCCCCCCCGCCAGGAGCAGCAAUGUCGGUGCAGGUGGCAGCCCCUGGAAGCGCGGGGCUGGGCCCAGAGCGCCUGAGCCCCGAGGAGCUGGUGCGGCAGACCCGACAGGUGGUGCAGGGGUUGGAGGCCCUGCGGGCCGAGCACCAUGGCCUGGCCAGGCACCUGGCUGAGGCCCUGGCGGGACAGGGCCUGGUGGCCGGCUUGGAGCUGCUGGAAGAAAAGCAGCAGGUGGUGAGCCACGCGCUGGAGGCCAUCGAGCUGGGACUGGGUGAGGCCCAGGUGCUGCUGGCCCUGUCGGCGCACGUGGGCUCGCUGGAGGCCGAGAAGCAGCGGCUGCGAGCACAGGCCCGGCGGCUGGCCCAGGAGAACUCGUGGCUGCGGGAGGAGCUGGAGGAGACGCAGCGGCGGCUCCGGGCCAGUGAGGAGGCCGUGGCCCAACUGGAGGAGGAGAAGAGCCACCUGGAGUUCCUGGGGCAGCUGCGGCAGUAUGACCUGCCCGCAGAGACCCAGCGGCCUGAAUCCCCCCCUCGCCGAGACAGCCUGGCCUCCCUGUUCCCCAGUGAGGAGGAAGAGAGGAAAGGCCCCGAGGCAGUGGGAGCUGCCGCGGCUCAGCAGGGGGGCUACGAGAUCCCGGCCCGCCUUCGGACCCUGCACAACCUUGUGAUCCAGUACGCGGGCCAGGGCCGCUACGAGGUUGCCGUACCGCUGUGCCGUCAGGCCCUGGAGGACCUGGAGCGGAGCUCAGGCCACUGCCACCCCGACGUGGCCACCAUGCUCAACAUCCUGGCGCUGGUGUACCGAGACCAGAACAAGUACAAGGAGGCCACAGACCUUCUCCACGAUGCCCUGCAGAUCCGGGAGCAGACGCUAGGCCCUGAGCACCCUGCGGUGGCCGCCACCCUCAACAACCUGGCGGUGCUCUAUGGGAAGCGGGGGCGGUACCGGGAGGCAGAGCCCCUGUGCCAGCGAGCCCUGGAGAUCCGGGAGAAGGUCCUGGGCAGUGACCACCCGGACGUGGCCAAACAGCUCAACAACCUGGCCUUGCUCUGCCAGAACCAGGGAAAGUUUGAGGAGGUGGAGCAGCACUAUGCCCGAGCCCUGAGCAUUUAUGAGGCCCUGGGAGGGCCCAACGACCCAAACGUGGCCAAGACCAAGAACAACCUGGCCUCGGCCUACCUGAAACAGAACAAGUACCAGCAAGCAGAAGAGCUGUACCGAGAGAUCCUGAGCCGCGAGGACCUGCCUGCCCCUCUGGGAGCCCCCAACCCAGGCACAGCUGGUGAUGCAGAACAGACCCUUCGUCGGAGCAGCUCCUUCUCCAAGAUCCGGGAAUCGCUAAGGCGUGGAAGUGAGAAGCUGGUGUCUCGUCUCCGAGGCGAGGGGGUGGCAGGCGCAGCCGGGAUGAAGAGAGCCCUGUCACUCAACAUGCUGGAUGUGGAUGCUCCAAAGGCUGCUGGGCCCCAGUUCCCCAAUCAGCACCCGAGCGAGGCCUCGCGGACCCUCAGCACCAGCACCCAGGACCUGGGCCCCCGCUGA